This is a messenger RNA of Doryrhamphus excisus (bluestripe pipefish), 3103 nucleotides long. It is a transcript of the gene tbc1d10b, whose product is annotated as TBC1 domain family, member 10b. The record is from RefSeq and is a predicted model, not a curated record. Gene Ontology annotation, biological process: regulation of GTPase activity. NCBI's taxonomy places the organism in Eukaryota, Metazoa, Chordata, Actinopteri, Syngnathiformes, Syngnathidae. Gene Ontology annotation, molecular function: GTPase activator activity; small GTPase binding.
UAUCAGGAGGCUGUUGCGUGCGCGUCCCCGCCGCCGCAGACGUGAGCACGUACGUACUGUCAGUAGGAAAUGCGGGCGGUGGGUGAAGGAUGUGUCCGCACCGCUGAGCUCGGAUGAAUUAAACAAAGGCAGACAUUUUGGGGAUAUAAAGUACCAGUGAGCGGUCUGCUCGAUUGGAAUGGUUGCAAAUGCAGCGUGUCUGGAAGAAGUAGAGGAGACGUCCGGCUACCAACUAUGCUAACACGUAGAGUAGAGGCUAACCUAGCCUAGCUAGCUAGCUAGCUAGCUACUAGCCUAGCUGGCUGAGCGCACCAUCCGCAGGACGUCAGCGCGUCCACAUCCUCUCCGUGCUCGGCGGUGCCUGCUCCGGCGUCGCCUCCCUGCUCUUCUCCUCUCCGCCGCGGUAGUUGGCGGAGCCGUAGCUGUGGCGGGCCAACGCGCGGACCCCGGACGGAUUCAAGUGACAUCACCGGGAGUGGGAGAGCUCUCAUUGGAUCAUGGCCGAACUUUCAACCUUAUCUCCGUCGCCGCCCGCAUUGGGCGACUCCCACAUCGCUCCCUCAGUUCCCUCGCCCUCGCCGGUGACCCUCUCACCGCCCGCACCGGUGUCUUUGACUGGAAAUACCCCUGCAGCGCAGCUAGAGGGCAUUACUUCUGUGCCGCAGCCACCUCAGAGUCCUUCAAAGGUGGUUGUGGAGACCGCCGUGUGUGCCCCCCAUGUGGAUCAGGGGGAGAUGCCACAGAAGGAGGUCGAGGAGGCAACAAAGACCGGAGCUCAUGUUGAGCAUCAGCAACGUCUCUCCGAUGAAGUACCAGUUGCAGCCUCACAAGAGGAACCCUCCAGUGAACCGGCACCUCCAAGGGAGGUACAAGAAGUGUCCCCCUCCCCUGACCUCACCCCCGGCCCAAAUCUUUACCCCAGUGUGCACGUCGCCCUCAAUCCACACCCCGAUGUGGAUGACGCCACCCAACCCGCAGGCACUGGCACCACAGCGCCCGAGGAGGAGAAACCUCAGCAAGAACGCGCCCCCAGAAGUCCACCUCCACCUGUCUCCCCCAAGCCUCAGAGUCCCAUUAAAGCACUGCCGCCAUGCAGCCCCAUCCCCAGGGCCGGGCACCCCAGCCCCACGGUGCCGCUCAUCCAAGAGCCGCCCCCGUGCCUCCCACUGGCCACAUCACGUCCGGCCCCCGACACACUCAGCUAUCUAGAAUCGGCCAGCCUGAUGUCGGGCACGCUGGAGUCCCUGUCUGGCCUGGGGGAGGACGGAAGCUCGGUGGGGUCGGACUCGGAAAUCAACGGCUUGGCGGUCAAGCGCACUGACAAGUACGGAUUUUUGGGUGGCAAUCAGUACAGUGACGGCAGUGACAAGGAAGUUCGAGUGGAAGUGUCCCGGCAGAGGGAGAUGAAGUGGCUGGAAAUGUUCAACAACUGGGAUAAGUGGGUCAAACAUCGCUUCCAGAAGGUGAAGAUGCGUUGCAGGAAAGGGAUUCCGUCGUCUCUGCGGGCCAAAGCCUGGCAGCUGCUGUCCAACAGCCAGGAGCUGCUCGAGGCCAACAGCGGCAAGUUUGAGGAGCUGGAGAGGGAGCCGGGAGAAGCCAAGUGGCUGGACAUCAUCGAGAAGGAUCUCCACAGGCAGUUCCCCUUCCACGAGAUGUUUGCCGCACGUGGGGGCCAUGGGCAACAGGAUCUAUACCGGAUCCUCAAGGCCUACACCAUCUACAGACCUGAUGAGGGCUACUGCCAGGCCCAGGCUCCUGUGGCUGCCGUGCUCCUCAUGCACAUGCCCGCUGAGCAAGCCUUCUGGUGCCUGGUCCAGAUAUGCGAGAAGUUCCUUCCGGGUUACUACAGCGCCGGGCUGGAGGCCAUCCAGCUGGACGGCGAGAUCUUCUUCUCUCUGCUGCGCCGCACGUGUCCCAUGGCCUACCGCCACCUCAAGAAGUUCAAGAUCGACCCCAUCCUCUACAUGACUGAGUGGUUCAUGUGUAUCUUCUCGCGUACUCUGCCGUGGGCGUGUGUGCUGCGCGUGUGGGACAUGUUCUUCUGUGAAGGCGUGAAGAUCGUGUUCCGCGUGGGCUUGGUGCUUCUCAAACAGAUGCUGGGCUCCGUGGAUAAACUGCGGGAGCUCCAGGGCAUGUACGAGACCAUGGAACGUCUGAGGAGCAUCUCCCCCGACACAAUCAGGGAGGACAGUCUGGUGCAGGAGGUGAUUCUCCUGCAGGUCACGGAGGGGCUGAUCGAGCGGGAGUGCACCAUCCAGGUGAGGAAGUGGAGGGAAUCCAGAGGGGAGCUGACCCACCAGCCGGGGCGCCGCCUCCACGGGACCAGAGCCAUCUUUGAGCACAAACGCCGCGCCGCCUCCAUCAGCUCCGGCGGGAGCUUCUCCUUCCUGGGCAGCUCCGUUCCUCCACCAGGACCUCUCCGGGCCUCCUCGUCUUUACUCUCGCUCCCCGGCUUCCGAAAGUCCAAGGCCCCGUUCCACUCGCAAGCCAAGAAAGGCUCCUUCUCCGGUCCGUCUGGUUCUGAAGGGAUGCGUCCUCAGUCGCCGCCCGCGGUCGCCUCCAGCAAACCGCCCAUUCCUCCCGGGGUGGGACAGAGGGCGCCCCAGGUCCAGAGCCCCUUAGUCGGAAGCGGCACACCUCCUCGCGGACCCUCUCCGGCCUCGGGGGCGCCACCUCCGAGUCAAAGCACACCCCCGCCCAACACUCUGUCUCCGUCCCCGAGGAUCGUCUCUGAGCAGAUCACGCCCGCUAUCCCCUCCCCCACCGCCAACAACGCUCCUCUGCCGCCUUGCGUGGACGCCAAGAAGGAAGCGGCCGAGGCCACACCGACGCCGCCACCGCCCGUCGGGGAAGACGGACGCAAGAAGAAGAAGAGCAAAGAGGACAAGAAGAAGGAGCGGGAGGAUGAGAAGAAGAAGCUGAAGGAGAAGAAGGAGCGGGAAAAGGCCGAGAAGGAGCGGCUGAAGAAGGAGAAGGAGCGUCAGGAGAAGGAGAAGAAGAAAGGGGGCAAGAAAAAGGACAAGGGGGGGGCGCCGGCCGAGGACAAAAACGGAGCGGCGGCGGCGAGAGAUUCGGCCUAGUUUGACCAUCAAAAGAAAAAGAG